GCUCCGCCGAAGGCGUUUGUCUCGGUUGUCAAACAGCUCCGCCGCGUUGGCCCGACGGUACGUGACGUGGAGAAGCUAAAGACGUGUCGGCUGGCGGCGGAUGCUGACCCGAAAAACCGGCCCGGACGCCGUCAACGCUGCCGCUCGGCGGCUAGCCGGCUAACGUUAAUUAGUUGGCUCAGAAAAGGCAGCAGCGCAGGACCAGGAUCUGGCCGAGGCUCUGGACUCGGGCGGCUCCGACAUGGAGAUGGAGCGAGGCAUCAACCAGGACAAGGAGCACUCUGCUCAGCACAGGGCCAAGAUGUGGAAGAUCGCUCUAAAUGUCUCCGGCAAAGGAGACAGCCUGUCUCCAUGGGACGGCGUCCUCGAUUUACCGGAACAAACCGCCAUUCACAACCGCAGCCAACAGCUGAUCGACCAGCUGGACGUGUCGGAGGAGGAGAGGCGCGACACGGCGUGCGACGUGGAGUCCGUCAUCACGUUCUACUGCAAGUCGCGCAACAUCUCCUUCAGCCCCGAGAUGAGCUGGCCGCAUCUGCUCAAACCGCUGCUGGGGCUCCAGCUCCCGCGCAGCGACCUCUACAACUGCUUCUACGCCGUCAUGAACAAGCACAUCCCCAGGGACUGCGUAGCGAGCGGCCGGCCCUUCCACCUGUACAGACUUCUGCUCCAGUACCACGAGCCGGAGCUCUGCUCCUUCCUGGACACCAAGAAGAUCACGCCGGACUCCUACGCCAUCAACUGGAUGGGCAGCCUGUUUUCCAGCCACUGCCCCCCCGACGUCACCCAGGCCCUGUGGGACUGCUACUUCCGGCUGGCCGACCCCUUCCUCAUCUUCUUCCUCAUGCUCAUCAUCCUCGUCAAUGCCAAAGAGGCCAUUCUCUCACAAGAAGGAGACAGCAGGGAGGACAUCAUCAAGAUGCUGGAGGAGUCUCCUUCUCUUCUGGAAUCGGAGGACGUUGAGGAUUUGUUUUCUCUGGCUCAGUAUUACCAGAGCAAAACCCCUCUGUCUCUCAGGAAGAUGAACCAGAAUCUGUUUGGUAGCAGCCUGGUGGCUCUGAAAGAAGAGGACACCGAUCUGAGUCAAGCGUUGUGUCUCCCCGUGUCCGUCCCCGAGAUCCUGCAGGCCAACCAGCUGCAGCAGGACGGCGUGCGUUUCUUCGUGGUGGACUGUCGGCCCGCGGAGCAGUACAACGCCGGUCACCUGUCCACGGCGUUCCACCUGGACUCGGACCUGAUGCUGCAGAACCCCUCCGAGUUCGCCCUCUCCGUCAAGUCCCUCCUGGAGGCGCAGAAGAACUCGCUGGAGUCGGGCUCGGUCGCCAGCGGGGAGCACCUGUGCUUCAUGGGCAGCGGGCGGGAGGAGGAGGACAUGUACAUGAACAUGGUGCUGGCGCACUUCCUGCAGAAAAACAAAGAAUAUGUCAGCAUCGCUAAAGGGGGAUUCAUGGCCCUUCAGAAGCACCUGGUGGACAUGAACAUCGAGGGCCUGGACUCUUCCUACCUCCACUGGAUCGUCAGCACAUCUGGAUCCCACGGCGGCCUCAGCUCCGCCGAUGGAGAGCUCGGCGGCGCCGCCGACGGGAAGGGCGUCAAGUCUCUGGUCAACAAGAUGACCUUCGCGCUGAAGACCAAGUCGGUGAACGUCAAGGAGAAGAUGAUCAGCUUCAUCGAGAACACCUCCACCCCCGUAGACAGAAUGUCUUUCAAUCUGCCGUGGCUAGAGAAGGUGGCUGCACAUCGACACGUGAGCUGCAGCGACCGCGUCGGCAAAGCGUACCGAGGAGUGAAGCCCGUCUUCAGCAUCGGUGACGAGGAGGAGUACGACACCGAUGAGAUUGACAGCUCGUCCACGUCGGACGACGACCGGAAGGAGAUCGUGAACAUCCAGACGUGGACCAACAAGCCAGACGUGAAGCAUCACAUUCCCUGCAACGAGGUGAAGGAGACCGGUCACAUGUUCCCCAGCCACCUGUUGAUCACGGCCACGCACAUGUACUGCCUGCGGGAGAUCGCCUCGCGCAAGGGCUUCGCCUACAUCCAGUCCAGACAGCCGCUGAACUCGGUGGUGAAGAUCACGUCCAAGAAGAAGCACCCGGAGCUCAUCACCUUCAAGUUCGGCACCAACAACUCGGCCGGCGUGGAGAUCUCGGCGGUCGAGAGAUAUUUGAUACCCAACGCUGGCGACGCCACAAAGGUCAUUAAGCAGCAGAUCAUGAAGGUCCUCGACGCUCUGGAGAGCUCGUAAAGACGGGGGCGCAAGGGGGGCGGGGACACAAACUGUAAGGAGAGUCUCUGUGAAACCCUCUGUCCCGCUGCACCCCCCCCCCCCCCCCCCCCC
This is a messenger RNA of Gasterosteus aculeatus aculeatus (three-spined stickleback), 2341 nucleotides long. It is a transcript of the gene tbc1d23, whose product is annotated as TBC1 domain family, member 23. Gene Ontology annotation, cellular component: trans-Golgi network. Gene Ontology annotation, biological process: embryonic brain development; retrograde transport, endosome to Golgi. NCBI's taxonomy places the organism in Eukaryota, Metazoa, Chordata, Actinopteri, Perciformes, Gasterosteidae. The record is from RefSeq and is a predicted model, not a curated record.